This is a messenger RNA of Notolabrus celidotus (New Zealand spotty), 2255 nucleotides long. RefSeq names its product IMP (inosine 5'-monophosphate) dehydrogenase 2 (gene impdh2). Gene Ontology annotation, molecular function: IMP dehydrogenase activity. Gene Ontology annotation, cellular component: cytoplasm. Gene Ontology annotation, biological process: GTP biosynthetic process. The record is from RefSeq and is a predicted model, not a curated record. Lineage: Eukaryota; Metazoa; Chordata; Actinopteri; Labriformes; Labridae. Bases 365 to 1909 code for a protein of 514 amino acids. The transcript has 14 exons.
GGACGUGACGUCAGUGUCGGAAACGCUGUCAACGAGAAUAACGCACGUGUGCUGCAGCGCUGUAGAAAGAACCGGAGGGGACCAGGUCCGUCUGUAGGGAGGCCUCAGAAACCAGGAGAUACGGUCUCAAACCUGAGGGUUUUACUCAGGUUUUACUGGAUAACGGACUAGCUAAGCAGCAGGGCCGCUUCAAGUCGCUCAGGAGGACGGGGAACUGGACGAGAGAGAAAGUUCUCGGUGUCUCUCCGGGGCCUGUGUCUCUGUGUGUGUAUCGCUCUGUGUGUUUUCCCUCGUUGCCUUAGCAGCUUUGUCAGGUCGGUCUCCUGUUAAAGACUGCCGGACUGGUUGCGGUCUCUCUGGCGUCAUGGCGGACUACCUGAUCAGCGGGCAGACAGGUUACGUACCUGAGGACGGACUAACGGGACAGCAGCUGUUCAACGGCGGAGACGGGCUCACCUACAAUGACGUCCUGAUUCUCCCGGGGUACAUCGACUUCACAUCAGACCAAGUGGAUCUGACUUCAGCGCUCACCAAACAAAUCACCAUGAAAACUCCAUUCGUCUCCUCUCCCAUGGACACGGUCUCAGAGGCCAACAUGGCCAUCGCCAUGGCUCUCACAGGUGGAAUCGGCUUCAUCCACCACAACUGUACACCCGAGUUUCAGGCUAAUGAAGUCCGUAAAGUCAAGCGGUAUGAGCAGGGCUUCAUCACUGACCCCGUGGUGAUGAGUCCCAACCAUUGUGUGCGGGACGUCUUCCAGGCCAAGGCUCGCCACGGCUUCUGUGGUAUCCCCAUCACAGAUAACGGAAAAAUGGGGGGCAAGUUGGUGGGCAUCAUCUCAUCCAGAGACAUUGACUUCCUAAAGGAGGAGGACAACAACCUGCCACUGAGUGAGGUGAUGACAAAGCUAGAGGAUCUAGUGGUCGCUCCUGCUGGGGUCACACUGAAAGAAGCCAAUGAGAUCCUCCAGAGGAGUAAGAAAGGCAAACUGCCCAUUGUAAACGAAGAAGGCUCCCUGGUGUCCAUCAUCGCCCGCACAGACCUGAAGAAGAACAGAGACUUCCCUCUGGCCGCUAAAGACUCUCGUAAACAGCUCCUGUGUGGCGCAGCCAUCGGCACCCACAACGACGACAAGUACCGCCUGGACCUGCUGGUACAGAGCGGUGUGGAUGUGGUCGUGUUGGACUCUUCUCAGGGCAACUCCAUCUUCCAGAUCAACAUGAUCAAAUAUAUCAAAGAAAAGUAUCCACAGCUGCAGGUCAUCGGAGGCAACGUGGUGACUGCAGCUCAGGCGAAGAACCUGAUAGACGCAGGAGCAGACGCGCUGAGGGUUGGAAUGGGCAGUGGCUCCAUCUGCAUCACACAGGAAGUUCUGGCGUGCGGCAGACCGCAGGCCACAGCCGUCUACAAGGUGUCAGAGUACGCCAGACGUUUCGGAGUACCGGUCAUCGCUGAUGGAGGAAUCCAGACAGUCGGGCACAUCACCAAAGCACUGGCACUGGGAGCGUCCACAGUGAUGAUGGGCUCUCUACUGGCCGCCACAAGUGAAGCGCCGGGUGAAUAUUUCUUCUCUGACGGCAUCAGGCUGAAGAAAUAUCGUGGCAUGGGCUCACUGGAUGCUAUGGACAAAAACCUGGGCUCCCAGACCAGAUACUUCAGUGAGAGUGACAAGAUCAAAGUAGCUCAGGGCGUUUCUGGAGCGGUGCAGGACAAAGGCUCCAUCCAUAAGUUCGUUCCCUACCUGCUGGCCGGUACUCAACACUCCUGUCAGGACAUCGGAGCCAAGAGCCUCACGCAGCUCAGAGCCAUGAUGUACUCUGGAGAUCUGAAGUUUGAAAAGAGAACUACAUCAGCUCAAAUAGAGGGUGGAGUCCACAGCCUGCACAGCUACGAGAAGCGUCUGUUUUGAGAAGAAGCGAGCCAUUCAACCCGCAGAUGGAGAAUCCUUCUAACUUACACAUUAUGCAAACACACUUCUUGUUAGACCCUCAUGUUAGUAUUUCAAAUUACACACACACUAGCACACACAAAGACUCACUCUUUGCUCUUCCAAGGAUCCAUCAGUCUUCCUUCCAGUAUCAUCUAUGCAUCGUCCGUGUUCUUAUAACUGUGUGUGAAGAAAGGGAACUAAGCAUUUACCAAUCAGAGCACGUGUGAUUGAGUUCUCCAACGCCUUUCAUGUUGUGAUGAAAAUGUCUGAUGUGUUCAUUGUUAAGCAGAAGAGUUGUCCAAUAAAGCUGAUGUUUUUUCCAUGA